UUAGGUAGGUACUUUGCUUGCCUGUUUGGUUCUUGUGUUGUUGUGUUUUGGUACACUUUUGGUGUUUAUUUUUAUUACUACAAUAUCUGUAGUUUGUUAAGAGAAUGUAUCGUUCAAUACUUCGCAUUGUAUACUCACCAUGUACAUCACAUAAUUGGAGAAUUUCUCGGUGCAUGAAAAAGGCCGCAGUGGUUGUCAAAGCUAAAAACGCCACAGAUCAGGUAAAUUUUGUGCGGGAAGAAAUAGACAAUCAUAUACCAGAUUGGACUUCUCUGAAAGCAAACACUUUGUCCAUGAGAGGGAACAUAGAUGAGAAGAAUAUAGAUGCAGUGUUUCUUAAACUUAUGAUGAAUGCACAAAAAUUUGAAGCAGCCAGUUCAUUUGCUGAAUAUUUAAAAAAGUCAAAUGAAGAAUUAAGCAUUGGAAUAAUAAAUGGUUUGCUGGCUCUAUACUAUGAACUAAGUAUAACACGUAAACUUACUGACGAAGAAAAAGAAUUUAUAUUGAAAAGUUACAAAGACUUGCAUGCUAGAUAUAAAGUUUUAGAUAGUACUACAUGUGAGCGACUGCUGCAUGCCUUGUGUGCAAUUGAUGAAUGGAAAAAGGCAACCAAAGUCCUUGCUGAUAUACAUCUCAGUGGGAAACCAACACAUUCAGCAUACAGCACAUUAAUAGCUAAUCUUUUUAAAAAUAACAAAAAGACUGAAGCUCUGAAGUUAAUCGAAGAAAGUUUAGAUAAUAAUAGGCCGUUGAGACAUGAUGCUUAUGAGUAUUGGAUCAAAUAUGUGCUUACAAAAUACAAAGAUAAGAAAACUAUAUUACGACACUUAGAAGGUAUAUGUGAGCAUGUGUCAAAGAGUUGGGUGACAUUGAGUGUGCAAUCGGCUGAAGUUUUUCGUAAUCUUUAUUCAAAUGCAGGGUGGACUGUACAGUAUACACAGAUCAGGAAGCUUGAUGGCGAAUGCAACCGAUGUAAAGAGAAACUUACACCUUUACAGCUUACCGAUGAUGAAUUCCAAAUGCUGCAAAAUGUAAUCAAAGACAAACUUAUAGUAGGUUCAGAUCUAUUCUUGAAAACAUCUCCGGGAGAAUUGCAACAGUUCAUGGCAUUUAUAGACAAAACUGGACCUUAUGAUAUUGUUUUAGAUGCGUUGAACAUUGCAUUUUCGGCCCGAGGUGGGCAGAUGAAUAAGCUCGGUUUGUUGAAUGAAGUUGUUGAUUAUUUCCAAAAGCAGAAUAUGAAAGUAUUGGUAUUGGGACGGAAACACAUGUUGGGAUGGCAGAAAAGGAGCAUCAAUGACUUAAAGCAUAAAGCGUGCUGUUUCUUCACUGAUGACCUAUCACAGGAUGACCCAUUCUUCAUAACGGCGGCAAUACUUAGUGGUUCCCACACUGACAUAGUGUCAAAAGACCUCCUGAGAGGUCAUAGGUUUGUGUUGCAAAAUGAGCAACUGAAGAUAAUAUUCAGGAGAUGGCAAUGGCAACACCAGUGGAUGGUGUUUAUCAGUAAAUACGGGAAACUUAUCUAUCAGAAACCGCUGAAAUUCGACCCGUACGCACAGAAGAACAACAACAGUUGGCACAUUCCGUUCAAGAAGGAAGACGAGGUUACAGCUCAAGUCAACGACGGAACGCCAAAUCUGAGUAGUUGGUUGUGUUUGAGACCGCAAAUAGCUAGAUAAAUUAUUUAUUUAAUAAAAUAUUGUUUUU
This is a messenger RNA of Amyelois transitella, 1710 nucleotides long. RefSeq names its product mitochondrial ribonuclease P catalytic subunit (gene mldr). Gene Ontology annotation, cellular component: mitochondrial ribonuclease P complex; mitochondrion. The coding region runs from base 105 to 1682 and encodes 525 amino acids. Gene Ontology annotation, biological process: mitochondrial tRNA 5'-end processing; tRNA 5'-leader removal. Lineage: Eukaryota; Metazoa; Arthropoda; Insecta; Lepidoptera; Pyralidae. The transcript is spliced from 5 exons. The record is from RefSeq and is a predicted model, not a curated record. Gene Ontology annotation, molecular function: protein binding; ribonuclease P activity.